Messenger RNA from Spizellomyces punctatus DAOM BR117, 2155 nucleotides. RefSeq lists its product as uncharacterized. Lineage: Eukaryota; Fungi; Chytridiomycota; Chytridiomycetes; Spizellomycetales; Spizellomycetaceae. The coding region runs from base 62 to 1516 and encodes 484 amino acids. The record is from RefSeq and is a predicted model, not a curated record. The transcript is spliced from 4 exons.
UUUGGGUAAAAGAAAAUCGGAUUUAAGGACGAAGGUGCCCAAUUCUCAUGUUCCGGAAAGCAUGUCAUUCCUCCGCACCAUGAGGUUCCUACUAGAGUCACGCCUAGGUGAUUUCAUCCCAAUACGUCGAUCUAUUUCAGAUGAAGGGGUAAAGAACCGAAAAGGCGAUAACAGAGUAGGCCCUCGGGCUCCUCAGGAGACAGAAAGUGGUAAUGUCGGAAACGCCGCGACUACGGCCGCUGAUGACGGCCCGAGGUCACCUCCUCCAGCAGCAACGCGCUCGCCAGACCAGGCCCCAGCAAACGAACCACCCGCCCAAACGUCUCGAUCGCCUCCUCCACAGUCCAACUCACCUGCAUCCCCGUCCCAACCCACCUCCGAGCCUCGUCCAUCAGCUCCUCUCCCCACGUCAACAGCGAUUGUCCCUAAACCAACUAGCACGGUGCAGCCAGAAUCUCCAAGGCCAGAGACCAGUCAACGCCCUUCUGCUUCUCCGUCGGCAACGCAACCGCCGUCGCCACCCGAACCGUCAUCGCGUCCGUCGUCAGCACCUAUCCCGCAACCUCGGCCCCAACCUUUCGUUUCGACUGCGGCGGCUCCGGAGCCAGUCCCUCCUUCACCAUCGCCUGACCCGCAGCCUCGACCCCAACCUGCUGUUUCGACCGCGCAGGCUCCGAGGCCGGUCCCUCCCUCACCAUCGCCUGACCCGCAGCCACCACCCGCACCCGCCCCAGCAAUUUCGCCCGCCCCUCCUCCUCCCGUCACAUCGAUCAGAGUAAUCACAUCCUUUAUCGCUCUGCCUAAUGAACGAACAUCAAAUGUCGUGAUUACAAGCACGAUUAUAAAUCGCGUUCCUGCUACAACUGGCGCAUCAACAACAUUUGUGACAGCCAUUGAUCCACCCUCAGGGGCUGAUCCUACUGCUCGACCAUCCAAUAACCCCAGCGCAUCUGGUGCCUUUCAAUCGCGAUCCAACAACUCAAACCCGGCUCUCAUUAUCGGUAUCAGCCUUGCAUCCAUCAUUUUUAUCAUCACUGUGGUCCUCGUCGUCUCUGCCGUUGCGAGGGAAGUCCGUAGGCGUCGCGCACGACGAAGGGGGAUGAAUCUUGACACUGAUGCCGAAGGAGGGUGGACUGGGAAUUUGCCUUGGGUGGGAUCACAGAGGCGGCGGGAUAGUGCCAGGCCUGUUCUUGCACGAUCCACUGGCCCAACCUUUGUCCAAGAGCAUGAUCAAAUUCAUGUGGAACCAAUGCAAAGGAGAAGUUCUGAUGGCGGACUGUCGGAUUAUCACGGCGUCCUCGUUCCAGGUUUUACGGGCACGAUCUCAAGUCGACCGUCGAGUUUUCAUCAUCGAGAACCUAUACCUGCCAACUGGCGACAUUUCGAACUAUGGCCACAUAGUUGGGCUAGUUCUGACCACAGUGAAGGGUUACGCCAUGAUGUUUUACAUGUUGGCAAGCGUGAUGGGUCAGAGAUGCGAUUGGUCUUGAAGGAGGAUGGAGAUGCUACAUUGUAAUGUGCUUGUUUGCACGUUUUCGCAUGAUGACAGCGGGUUUAUCGCAAUAUGUAUGCAUUCUAGUGGAAAAAGUACGAUUGUGAUGUGUCUCGCGUGCGCCGUGCUGCAGGGUGUGCUCUCAUGGGUGGAGUCUAUCUGUCCUUUUCCACCAGUCAUAAAAUACUUCUCUUGCUAUCCAAAGUUUAUGAUGAAACUAGGCCAUGCCAUUCUCAGAUUCCACAGUAAUUGCGCAAAAUGAAAAAUAUGCCCCGCCGAAUGUCGUCAGGUAGCUUUUGAGCGGUAAUGUUCGGAUUGUGUGCAGAUCCAAAUUGACCUGCUCCGGCGUCUCCAAAGUCAGUUAAUUGGUUGUGGACAGUGAUCAAUGUCCCAGAAAGAUUCCUUGAGUGUACUAUCUGUCGCCGAUUGUCAUGACUGGAAAAGGACCACACAAGUGUUUAGUUGAGUCCCACAUCCAGCAUUGCUUGUUAUGAGUAUUGACAGUACAUUCCGCUGUAUCACGUCGUCAUAUCAGUCGUUUCUGGCAUCUUUUUAAAAAGUUAAAAACUCGGGUCGUUAUAUCAUCCUUUUGGAGCUCUCCCUCUCUCUCUUGCAUAGUGACGCUCCAAAUCCACUUGUUUUGGUUUUGAGGGCCAAACGUCC